Drosophila persimilis is the source of this 544-nucleotide messenger RNA. RefSeq names its product bursicon (gene Burs). The coding region runs from base 1 to 522 and encodes 173 amino acids. Gene Ontology annotation, biological process: animal organ morphogenesis. The transcript has 3 exons. The record is from RefSeq and is a predicted model, not a curated record. Gene Ontology annotation, molecular function: receptor ligand activity; BMP binding. NCBI's taxonomy places the organism in Eukaryota, Metazoa, Arthropoda, Insecta, Diptera, Drosophilidae.
AUGUUGCGCCACUUGCUACGCCACGAGAACAACAAAGUGUUUGUCCUGAUUCUACUGUACUGCGUCCUGGUCAGCAUACUGAAGCUGUGCACCGCUCAGGGUGACAAUGCCGUGGCCCCACCGGAAAAUGACAUCACGCAUCUCGGCGAUGACUGCCAGGUGACGCCAGUAAUACAUGUGCUCCAGUAUCCUGGCUGCGUUCCAAAGCCGAUUCCAUCAUUCGCCUGUGUGGGUCGCUGCGCCAGUUACAUCCAGGUAUCGGGAAGCAAAAUCUGGCAGAUGGAACGCUCCUGCAUGUGCUGCCAGGAAUCUGGCGAGCGCGAGGCAGCAGUCUCGCUCUUCUGUCCCAAGGUGAAGCCGGGCGAGCGGAAAUUCAAGAAGGUGCUGACCAAGGCGCCAUUGGAGUGCAUGUGCCGUCCGUGCACUUCCAUCGAGGAGUCUGGCAUUAUACCGCAAGAGAUAGCCGGCUAUUCGGACGAGGGUCCCCUCAACAAUCAUUUCCGACGCAUUGCACUGCAGUAGAGGUAGAGCACAUCACAAUCAC